AUGCGGUUUGUGAAGGAUGUUGCCAAGGACGUUAUCAAGGCGAUGGAGGCGUGUAAGGAACCGGGCUCUAGACCGGCAAGAGUGGAGAGGAUGAUCGGUUGGACACCAGCGAACGAGGGAUGGUUUAAAUUGAAUACGGAUGGUGCGUCUCGAGGAAACCCUCGGUUAGCAACAACAGGUGGAGUCAUCCAAAAUAACUAUGGAGAAUGGUGUGGAGGAUUCGCACUCAACAUUGGACGAUGCACAGCUACAUUGGCGGAAUUAUGGGGGGUGUACUAUGGGCUUGUGAUCGCUUGGGAGAAACGGAUCAUGAAGCUGGAAGUGGAGGUCGACUCGGAGCUUGUGGUCGGGUUCUUGAAGACAGGGAUUGGACCGUCACAUCCACUGUCAUUCCUGGUACGUCUGUGCCAUGGCUCUCUCAAAAGGGACUGGGAGGUCCGCAUUUCGCACGUGUAUAGGGAGACUAACCGUCUUGCAGAUGGGUUAGCAAACUAUGCUUUUACACUGGCUUUGGGUUUUCAUCCUUUUCAUGUACCACCUGCAGAUCUAGACUCUAUUUUGCAGGAUGAUAUUCUCGGAUCUUCGUAUCCGCGAAGUGUUUGUAUUUCUUAA
Messenger RNA from Microthlaspi erraticum, 612 nucleotides. The record is from the annotation of a GenBank genome assembly. NCBI's taxonomy places the organism in Eukaryota, Viridiplantae, Streptophyta, Magnoliopsida, Brassicales, Brassicaceae.